CUCAUUUUCAGAAAAACAAAUACCAAACAAAGUGAGCACCUUUACUUCCUAACUUCCUUCUUCAAACUGCAAAUCCCAUCUCUCUCAUUUUCUCUCUCAGAAAAUGAAGAGCAACACCAACACUAAGCUCAUUCUUCUACACCCUUCCAUCCACAAAUCACCUUCCUCUCAUCGUCUCUGGUUGCUCUUAAUCGUCACUUUCCUUACCUUAGCUUUCACUCUCACUCUCUUCUCCUCCACUAUUCCCUCCGUCACCACCGCUGCUUCCCCUUCCGCUUCUUCCUCCUCCCUCCCACUCUCUGUCGCUACUGCUCUACUCCAUUAUGCUUCUACAACCAACUCCACAACUCCUCAUAUGUCCUCUGCUGAGCUCUCCGCUAUUGCCUCCGCCUUACACCACUGUUCUCCUUGUAACUUCCUCAUUUUUGGCUUAACCCACGAGACCCUUUUGUGGAAAUCACUCAAUUUCCAUGGCCGCACAAUCUUCCUCGACGAGAGUGAGUAUUUUGUGUCGAACUUUGAGAAGAACCACCCAGAAAUCGAAGCUUAUGAUAUUCAAUACACCACCAAAGUAAACGAAAUGGCGGAGCUUCUCUCUGCUACAAAAGAACAAGUUAAAGGUGAGUGUAGGCCUGUACAGAAUUUGUUGUUCUCGGAUUGCAAGCUUGGCAUAAACGAAAUGCCGAAUCACAUCUAUGAAGUUGCCUGGGAUGUGAUUCUGAUCGAUGGGCCUCGUGGGUAUUUCGCGGGGGCACCAGGGAGGAUGUCCCCGAUAUUUACUGCUGCUGUGAUGGCGAGGAGCAAGAGAGGAGGUGAGAAGAAGACGCAUGUGUUUGUGCAUGAGAUUGAUAGGGAAGUAGAGAGGGUCUUUAGCGAGGAGUUCUUAUGUGAAGAGAAUUUGGCGGAGACGGUGGAUUCAUUGGGGCAUUUUGUGGUGGAGAGAAAGGAAACUAAUGACUUUGAGUUCUGUGAAAAUUCGACCUCAUCAUCUUCAUCGCCAUUGUCGACAGCAAAAACUGCAUCUUUGUCAUCUGGAGAUGAUGCUGCUGCUGAUGAUGACGAUUGAACUGGGUUCUGAUUGCCUGUAUGAUUACCUUUUUUUUUUUAUUUUUAAAUAUAGAAAUGUAAUUUUAUAGUCUAAACUGUGAAAAAGCCGUCUCCGAGGCAAAGCAAUGAUGAUGAAAAAUCAAAUGUAGAUUUCUCAAAAACUUACUUUUAUGUGUCAUCCUGUUUGGUUGCCGAGAAAAAAUGGGAAAAAGUUGUGAAACAAAGACUUGAAUAUUCAUAAUCGACCCCUUAAUUUGACUUAA
This is a messenger RNA of Hevea brasiliensis (rubber tree), 1310 nucleotides long. RefSeq names its product protein IRX15-LIKE. Bases 104 to 1066 code for a protein of 320 amino acids. Gene Ontology annotation, biological process: xylan biosynthetic process. NCBI's taxonomy places the organism in Eukaryota, Viridiplantae, Streptophyta, Magnoliopsida, Malpighiales, Euphorbiaceae. The transcript has a single exon. The record is from RefSeq and is a predicted model, not a curated record.